Molecule: messenger RNA, 3147 nt
Organism: Heteronotia binoei (common prickly gecko)
Lineage: Eukaryota; Metazoa; Chordata; Lepidosauria; Squamata; Gekkonidae
Gene: PDIA5
Product: protein disulfide isomerase family A member 5
Exons: 17
Coding region: 92-1633 (513 amino acids)
Biological process (GO): protein folding
Cellular component (GO): endoplasmic reticulum
Molecular function (GO): protein disulfide isomerase activity
Source: RefSeq, a predicted model, not a curated record
AGUUCGCUCUGGCAGCGCAAGCGGGAGCAAAAGCUUGGCUGGGUUGCGGCUGCAUGCAGGGGUUGCGGGACUAAGUGCUGUGGAGCGGAGAAUGUUGCUGUUUCUCCUCUUGACCACCUUCCCAGCAUUCCUGUUAACGGCAAAGAUGUCCCCACUGAUAGAGAAAAUUAGCGACCAGAAGGACUUUAAGAAGCUCCUGAGAACCAGGAAUAACGUCUUGGUGCUAUAUUCAAAAUCUGUGGCUGCUGCUGAAAGUUCUCUGAGGUUAUUGUCCGAUGUAGCCCAAGCAGUGAAAGGCCGAGGUACUAUAUCAUGGAUAGAUUGCAGUGAUUCAGAGAGUCGAAAACUAUGCAAGAAGAUGAAAGUUGACCCUAGUCUUAAGAAGAAAGGUGUAGAAUUACUACAUUACAAGGAUGGAACAUUUCACACUGAAUAUAACAGAGCACUCACGUUGAAGUCAAUGGUGGCCUUUCUAAAGGAUCCAGAAGGUGCACCGUUGUGGGAAGAGGAUCCUGAAGCCAAAGAUGUUGUCCAUGUGGACAGUGAGAAGGAACUUAAAAGGCUUCUGAAGAAGGAAGAUAGGCCUUUGCUGCUGAUGUUCUAUGCCCCUUGGUGCGGAGUUUGCAAAAGAAUGAUGCCAUCUUUCCAGCAGGCAGCCACAGAACUGAAGGGCAUGUAUGUUCUUGCAGGGUUGAAUGUCUACUCAUCUGAAUUUGAAAGAGUAAAGGAAGAAUACAGUGUUCGGGGAUACCCAACCAUCUGCUACUUUGAAAAAGGAAAAUUAUUCUUCAACUUUGAGAAUUAUAGUGCGACAGCAAAGGACAUUGCUGAAUGGCUGAAAAAUCCUCAGCCACCUAAGCCACAGACACCCGAGGCUCCCUGGUCAGAAGAGGAUAAUGCUGUUUAUCACCUAACGGAUGAUGACUUUGACAAGUUUGUGAAGGAGCAUCCUUCCGUGUUAGUGAUGUUCUACGCACCAUGGUGUGGGCACUGCAAGAAGAUGAAACCAGAAUAUGAGAAGGCAGCAGAGAUUCUCCAUGCUGACGGUGAUAGAGCUGGGGUCCUGGCAGCAGUAGAUGCCGCUGUCAACAAAGCCAUCGCAGAAAGAUUUCUCAUAUCAGGAUUUCCAACUCUCAAAUACUUCCAGGAUGGUGAGGAAAAAUACACUCUUCCGCACCUUCGAACAAAGAGUAAAAUUAUAGAAUGGCUCCUAAACCCUCAGGCACCGCCUCCACCAGAACCAACUUGGGAAGAAAAGCAAACAAGUGUUAUCCACCUUGCUGGUGAAGACUUCAGGGAAUUUUUGAAGAAAAAGAGACAUGCCCUUGUCAUGUUCUAUGCCCCAUGGUGCCCACACUGUAAAAACUCCAUUCCACAUUUUACCACUGCUGCAGAACUUUUUAAAGAAGAUCGAAAGAUUGCCUAUGCUGCGGUGAAUUGUGCCAAAGAACAGAACCAUGACUUGUGUAAGCAGGAAGGUGUGGAUGGUUACCCAACCUUUAACUAUUACAACUAUGGGAGAUUUAUAGAAAAAUAUAAUGGAGACAGAGCGGAAUCUGGAUUUUCCAGUUUCAUGCGAACGCUCAGAGAAAGAGACCAUGAAAGGAUAGGCAAGAGGAAAGAUGAGUUGUAAUUUCUGCCUCAGAAGAUAAUUUCCACUGCACUGUGAAUGGUCUCAGAGCCACUGGUACAAUGCCUGAGAUUUCACUUUUAAAAACAGACUUUUUUUCAAUAUUCAGCCAUUGCCAUUUUCUACAAUUUUGAAAUAAAGUGAAAUCAUUUGAUUUUUUAAAGAAAAAUUAAUGACGUCAUUGUUGCCAUAUUCUGUUACGGGGAACAAAAAAAAAAAAAGAGCAUUUCCUCUCCAUUUUAUGCACCUAUGCCCGUUGAUUCUCCUAUGCAAUCCUUUUUGUAAUCUGUAGGUUUGAUAGCGAUUUCUGUUGACAAGGUAAUUUCCGCAUUAUGAAUUUUUGAAGACUAUUAUAUGUGAAAAUGGUUUUGUAGAGGGAAAAAGUAGGGGCCUUUUGAAGUAAAAUGCAAAAAGACACUACCCACCAGAGGCAAGUUCCACUUAAAUUAAUGUACCAUUGUGAAAGAGCAUUAUGGGCCCCUGUGGACUCCAUCUAAAGUCUCUUCAGAUGCAGCUAUGGGGUACAAUUGCACAGUGCUUAUUUCUGGAACCAGGUGUGCUCAUGAGGUGUACGCUUGAUCUGUGUCGUCCACGUGCGUGGGCAGGUGUCAGUCAGCACAUAGUUCUCCCUCCCCUAACUUGACUCUGUGACUGACAGAUGUCUGCAGAGAUAGAGAAGCAAGGGCAGUCCGUCCCAUAGGCACAGUACAACCCCCCCCUUCCCCAAACAGGGCAUGUGUUUCGAGUAGUAGUUGUCAAGAUUACACUGGGUAUAACUGCAACUAAGCCAUCCCCUUUACGGUUUUGCAAAAAAAAAAAAGUUGCACCUUCUUUAUUUUUAAAGUGAUUUGGUAACUCUUUUAAGGUGCUCAGGGAUAAUAGGGAAGUAGUUAAUGAAGAAGCAUUGACCGUUUCAGAUCUUAAAUGACUGUAGUGGUAUGUUGUUGUUGUUUUUAAAUCUGCCGUACCUGAACUGUUUACAUAUCUUUAUAGAAUGUAUGGAUUAUUUCAAGCAAAUGUCUUUUUAAGGCUGGCACACAUCAAGCACCGAAUGAAUCCGAGUGUGUGUUUGUGUUCAUGUCGUCAAAAGCCUCCUGUAAACAUAGGGGAAGGAUAGUGCAAGUGUAACAUUGUUUGUUAAUUUAUCAUCAGACCACAUGAAAAAAAAACGUGUAUUUGCUAAGCACGCUGUUUGAGUGAAUGUUUGACAGAGGCGUCGAUAUUUUUGAUAUCAAGAAAACACCGUGCAACAGUAGUUGUUUACGUUCCAAAGGCUUGUCCCCGCGUGUUAAAUAUGAAGAUAUACAUUUUUCUAUAGAAGCAGGUUUUAAAAAUAAUUGUUUAGUCAUGUCAGCUGUGUAAGAAAAUACUGCAUUACAAGGACUAGCUUGUACAAGUGCAUAACGAUAUGCUGAUUCAGGUGAGGGUGAUUUGGAUAUUGUAUCUUCACUGAGUUUGAUUAUAUUUUUUCAUGAUUUUUCCAAUUUGAUUAAAAAGAAUAAAGCGUUUAAAAGACA